AUCCAAAGUGUAUUCAACAAAGUGAACCAGGUAUAUGACAUAUCACAAUUUUUUACCCGAAUGUGACAUGUUUGUUGCCAUUGAUUUAACCCAUACAUUUAUUCAAAAAUUCAAAUUUUGAAAUUCAAAAGUAAACAAAUUUCAAACCAAAAAAAAAAAAUUUAAAUGAAUAAAAGAAAAUGCCGAAUACUUUCUGCUUGUGCAAAACAACUCAUGGAAGCAAUUUACUAAAGUUUUGUGCUCCAACUGACAAAUUGCAAACAAUUUUAUCAAUAUAUAUUAUAUUGUUACAGUUAAAAAAGACGGGUUAAUGUAAACAAAUACAUGUAUUGUUUACUAUUUUAUUGUCAAAACCGGGUAUGUCAAAUACUUAGUUCACUUUGUUGAAUACACUUUGCUACAAUCUUCAUGAAAAUCACUAAAAUUUUGAAACGACAUUUUGUCAUUUAUUCGAAAAAAAUAUUGAAAGUUUCAAUAAUUGAAAAGAAACAAUUGUAUUCGUGAUAAAUAGAAAACCGUGAAGUUGAAAAUGGUUAAAAGGCCCCGUCACGUCGACGAUACUUCAACAUCGGCGAUACCAGCAUCAACAACAUCAGCUACAACGAUUACGAUAAAUGAUACCGACUCCUCAACAGUAGGAUCAACAACCUCAACGACGAAAUCAACAAAAUCAACGAAAUCAACAAAACCAACAACACAAACAACUCCUAAGCUCGAGGAUAAUAAAUAUGGAAAAUUUUUCAACAAAACUGUCGUGACACUACUAAUUUUUGGGUAUCUCACUGGAGUGGGUCUGGUUUUGGCAUGGGAAUAUCACAAAACCGGGAUCUUCCAGCCGCCGAAAGGCAAAUGGUUGAAAUGGAAUGUGGCCAUUUUGGUGUUCCUUUUACUUUGCUACAGUCGUUCGGUGCGUUGUACUGUGACACUGUGCAUACCCAUCAUGUGCAGCACGAAAGGGCGUUCGCUUUUGAUUGCAUUUGCCUUUGUGUUGGCCGCUACGGGACCGACCUGGAACAUACUGCGUAAUGUGGAUGCGCUCACUACCAGCCUCUCGUGUGGCCAAACACAGCUCAAGCAGGCGCUCGAGGAGAUGUUGGAGGUGAUGCGUCAACCGCUGGUGGCUAUUAAGAAGGCUGUCAAAACAGCUAUGGACAAUGUAAAGAAGGUUAUGAAGAAAGUCGAAUUAGUAUUGUAUCGUAUAAAGGAACUCGUGUUGGUGGUCUUAAGCGGCAUUAAGUUGAUGUUCGAGUGGCUAAACAGUAUUGUGAAAUUUUGCAACAAGGAGUUCGGUACGCCCUUCGAUCGUUGCAUGAAAAUUGCCGAUGAUGCGAUGGCGGAUUGUCGUGAAAAACUGGGUUUCUUCCAAGCUCUAUGCCAAGCUACACACAUAUUCACUAUGCUGUGUUACACCGUCAAAGUGGUCGAUGUACUCUGUGUGAUGGUGGUCUUCUUUGACGAUACUGUACUAGCAACCAUUAUGGACAAGUUGCGCCAGUUCACGGAUGAGAUUAAGAAUAUGUUUGAUGUGACCGUGACCUUUGAUCACGACUUCAGCUUCACAACGGUGGCCUCGAGAAAUCUCAGUGAUGUCGGCAAAGAGAUUAUGGCUGAGAUACAUUGGCAUAUGGCCAACUUUUUUCUCAUUUUCGGUUUUCUGGAUGUCAUUGGCGGAUUUCUAUGCGUUCUGGUGAUACUCAAAGCUCUGUACUUUAAAAUGAAAUAUCUGCGACAACCUGGUUAUGACAAUAAGUAUUUGACUAAGGAUUUCAUAGAGAUUGAUGAGCAGCGUAAGCUGACGGAUCAGGAACGCGCUUUGCCAUUGAAGAAAACCGAAAAACACAAAUAUAUCUGGAUAACAAGUUGCCGUUUGACGCGCCGUGAGAUAUUCGGACUGAUGCGCUCAAUGCUAUUUCUCUUUAUAUCCACCAUACAAAUCUUCUGCAUCUGUUUUGCUGAUUACAGUCUCUACUGGGUAUUAGCCAUGAUUCGAUUUUAUGGCAGCCAAGAGGCAAAUGUGGAAAUUCCACCGUAUAUUGUUGUCGACGUGAAAGGCGAAGACUUCGCGGCUGACAUAUUUCGUGGCAUCGUCGAGGCUUUCGAACCGCUCAACCAGAAGUACAACAUUGAUGCCACGCCAUGUCUACCAAGACCAAAAAUACCGAAUUUUAGGCGUUAUUUCGACAUCGGUGGUAUUUGUUUACUGGCGUGGAUAUUACUCUUCCUGGAGCCUUACGGCUUGCGUCUGCGACAUCUGGUCAUGCGUUUGUAUUAUCCGGUUGAGGCGAAACAACGCGCUGCUUGGCUUUACAAUCAGAUACUUAUGAAGCGCAUGACAUUCUUCAAAUUGCUGAGACGUAAAGCUCGUGCAAAAUUCAAAAAUGAGCCGAACUCCGAUCCGUAUACGUUUCUAGAUUGGAUUAGAGCGAAGACGUCGGGUUUCUUCCUGUUCCGCCUUAUAUUUGGUCACCGGAAGAGCAAUAUUUGCAUCCUGUGUGGAUUUCCCUUGAAAGAGGACAAAGUGGAAUGCUCAACACCCGGCUGUAAGGCGGUAUACUGUCAGAGCUGCUUCAAUGAGUCCAAAAAAACCUGUUGCAUUUGUAAAAAUCCAGUAGAAUAUGGCGACGACAGUGACAUUUCAGAAGAGAAAGAUUCAUCUGAUGAUCCGAACGCUGUACGCGAGCCGCACGAAAGCGAUAAAUAUUGCAUUUGGGUGCCUUAACACGCGGCCAGCGAGAAUAAAAGCUUCCAUUGCACUUUCCAACUAUUUAACUUUUCAAUAAAUUUUAUUUGUUUUUACUGAA
Messenger RNA from Zeugodacus cucurbitae (melon fly), 2801 nucleotides. Its product is annotated as DC-STAMP domain-containing protein 2. The transcript has 12 exons. Gene Ontology annotation, cellular component: membrane. Lineage: Eukaryota; Metazoa; Arthropoda; Insecta; Diptera; Tephritidae. The record is from RefSeq and is a predicted model, not a curated record. Bases 530 to 2719 code for a protein of 729 amino acids.